Messenger RNA from Gopherus evgoodei (Goodes thornscrub tortoise), 6945 nucleotides. RefSeq names its product glucoside xylosyltransferase 1 (gene GXYLT1). Gene Ontology annotation, biological process: protein O-linked glycosylation via N-acetylgalactosamine. The transcript is spliced from 8 exons. The coding region runs from base 1 to 1317 and encodes 438 amino acids. NCBI's taxonomy places the organism in Eukaryota, Metazoa, Chordata, Testudines, Testudinidae. The record is from RefSeq and is a predicted model, not a curated record. Gene Ontology annotation, molecular function: UDP-xylosyltransferase activity.
AUGCGGCGCUACGUGCGGAUGGCGCUGCUGUGCCUGGGCUGUGGCUUGUGCUCGCUGCUCUACGGCUCCAGCCAGCUGGCCCUGGAGCAGGAGCCUGGCUGGGGGAAGCCGCAGGCCCGAGACCCCGCCGCUCCCGUCCGGAGACAGCGCGCUGGCGGCGGGAGGGCGGCGGCGGGAAGCGCAGGCCGCGGGGAGCCGGAGCUGCCAGACAGGUGUAAGAAUUUGUCUAUAUCUUACUGGAAUUCCUAUUGGAUGCUGCCCUCUGAUGUUUGUGGAAUGAACUGCUUUUGGGAAGCUGCUUUUAGAUAUGAUUUUAUGAAAACUCAGCCUGCUGAGAAGAUGCACCUAGCAGUGGUUGCCUGUGGUGAAAGGCUGGAGGAGACUGUUACUAUGUUGAAAUCAGCCAUUAUUUUCAGCAUCCAACCUCUACAGUUUCAUAUUUUUGCAGAGGGCCAACUGCACAACAGCUUCAAAGGCAUACUCAAUGGUUUGCAAUAUCAAGGAAAAUUUAAUUAUACCGUGUACCCAAUAACAUUUCCAACUGAGAGCGCAGCAGAAUGGAAGAAACUGUUUAAACCCUGUGCUUCACAAAGGCUGUUCUUGCCAUUAAUCCUCAAAGAUCUGGAUUCGUUACUGUAUGUUGAUACUGACAUCCUGUUUUUGAGACCUGUUGAUGAUAUUUGGUCUUUUCUGAAAAAAUUUAAUUCUACACAAAUUGCUGCAAUGGCACCAGAACAUGAGGAACCUCGUAUUGGAUGGUAUAAUCGCUUUGCUAGACACCCAUAUUAUGGAAUAACUGGAAUAAAUUCUGGGGUAAUGCUAAUGAAUAUGACCCGUAUAAGAAGAAAGUAUUUCAAGAAUGAUAUGACAACUGCUCGGCUACAGUGGGGAGAAAUUCUUAUGCCAUUGCUUAAAAAAUAUAAGCUAAACAUAACAUGGGGUGAUCAAGAUCUGUUGAAUAUUAUGUUUUUUCAUAAUCCAGAGAGCCUAUUUGUCUUUCCCUGUCAAUGGAAUUAUCGUCCUGACCACUGCAUUUAUGGAAGCAAUUGUAAGGAAGCUGAAGAAAAAGGAAUAUUUAUUCUUCAUGGAAACAGAGGUGUUUACCAUGAUGAUAAACAACCAACGUUUAGGUUUAUAUAUGAAGCAAUAAGAAAAUAUUCCUUUGGUGAUGACCUGGUUAAUUUCCUGUUACAGCCCCUAGAACUGGAACUGCAGAAGACAAUGCAUACAUACUGUGGAAGAAUAUACAAAGUGUUCAUAAAGCAGCUAACAAAAAGCAUAAGAGAUAUUUAUGAUAGAGGAUCAAAGGGAAGUUGAUUCUUACUACAAACUCACAAAAUUAUUGAAUUCAAACAGACGGAAUAUAUAAAAUGUAUGAAGGAUGUUCAUACAAAAAAUAUAAUAUUGCUUGAAUCACCUAUUCCUAGCGUGCCUAGGUAAAUGUUUACCAGUGUAGAUAAAAUGAAGAAACUGUUCAUAUUAUGAAGAAUACAAACACUUUCCUGCAAAGAAGAUAUUUUUGAUCUUUUAAUCACUGCUAAUUUUCAUUCCAGUUCUAGUGAAUAUGGGAGUUACUGGCUCUUCUAGUCGGUUUUUUAAUUCUGCAUAAUUCAGUUGUCUGUCAUACUCAAAUGGAUAAAACAGAAAUUAAGAUAGAUCUAUUGGUAGAAUGUACCUCAUACGUUAUCUAUGAUUCUGCUAAACUGUGAAUGUAGCAAUAAUUGAGUCAGCACUAACCUCACUUUAAAAGUGUGAGAACUAAGUUGUUUACAAGGACAGAAGUUAUUCUGUUUUCAAAGAAAUGUGAUAUAACCAUUGACAAUCUGUAUGUGCCUUUAGACUUGUUCAUCUCCUACGUGUUAAAAUAUUGUUUUGACAAUCAUGUUUCAUAUUUUAAAUGUAAACUGCACAUUAUAAACAAGAUUUUCAAAGCAAUUAAUCACUAGUGUAAGAGGAACUAGUUUCCCGUCUGUAGUUACUGAUAUCUUGUGAUACAACCUCCUAACAGAUGCUGUGUUCAGCCAUCUUGCCAAAAUACUCCAGCUGAAUUUUUUACAAAGAUAUAAUACAAGAUUUUUUUAAAAAAUAGUUUUUAUCACUUUUAAUGAUACCUUUUUGCAACUUUACUGAGCUUUCUGGAAGCAGAAAUAUAUAAUGGAAUGUUGCCUCUAUUAUAUUUAAUUACUAAAAAUGAUUACAUGAUAUGGUAGAGCUGUGAAUGGGGGUCUUAAUUGUUCACCAGAAUGCAUAUAGGACAUGUUUCCUAUGAGAACUAUUAAUGAUGAGGAAGUAUUACACACAUUACCGGUUCACCUCAUAACUCCUUCUCCCCCAAUAGAUUUGCAUAUGUGCUUAAUAACAAAGCUUAAAAAUCUUGGACAGAUCCUCAGAUGAAUGGUUCCAUUGACACCAAUAGAGCUAUGCUGAUUUACAAGAGUAUUAGGCCCCUGUGUUUUUGUUUAUAGGAAACCUGUUCCAUUGUUUUCAGGAUAUAAAUUUAUUUCCUUUUGAAAAAUGAAACAAAAUAAGAAAAAAUCUAUUGGUUCUAAUAGUAAUAAAAUAUUUUUCUUCGAGUGAUUGUUCAUGUCCAUUCCAAUUAAGUGUGCACAUGCCGCAUGCACGGACAUCAGAGACCUUUUUUCCCUUAGCAGCUCCCGUCAGGACGGUAGGGGAGCCCCCUAGAAUGGUGCCCUUAUGGCAGUAUAUAUAUUACCCUCCCUUCAGUUCUGUCUUACCGUCCAUGGAGGGGUUGGAAUGUGCUCGCUCGCUCGCUUGCAAGUGAUCCCUUAGCCUUUCAAUCUUCUAGUUAGAGUUGUCCUUAGGUAGUUAGCAAUUAGUUAAAUACCAUUGUAUUCAGGUGUCUGGAAGCUAGUUCCAGCACCAGCCUUGGACUGCGGGAAAUGCCACAAGCCCAGGGUUUCAAAGCUUGCGACAUGUGUCACAAGUUUAUGCCUAACAGCGACCCCCACGACUCCUGUCUCCAGUGUCUGGGAGUGUCUCAUCAGGCAGAGUGCUGCAAAAUCUGCAAGGCCUUCAAGCCGCGCACUAAGAAAGAAAGAAAGACUUUCGCCUUAAGCAGUUGCUCAUGGAGGCCACUUUACAACCAUCAGCCCCUGACUGACCAGCACUGACCCCAGCUUCCUCGUUGAAAAGUGCCCCGGCAUCCAUGCAUGACCUGGCACUGCCCAGGCACCGUAAAUUGCCAGCACCGAGACGAGCCGACGAAGCUCGGCGCCGGUCAACUAAGUGUCACAAGAAAGGAGAAAGAGGGCGCUCUCCCCAAAGAGCUACUAAGCUGCUCAGAGAAGCUCCUUGCAUGCAAAGACAGAUUGCAGGCCCAAACCAGGAACUGGCACCGUCGACUCUGGUGCCACAGGCACCAUUGAGUCCAGUACCCAGCAGAUUCAGUGCCGAUGAAUGUCUGGACGUCAUCAAACACCCCUCCACACCUGAUUCUUUUGAGGCAGCGAAAGACCUCAUUGAGUUGUCAGCGCCAAACCCCCUCCUGUGCAGGGAGAAGCCUUCUGGCAUCACCCAAGAAGGUGCUGUCCAGAGGAAAACCGGCAGUGGUGCUCCGCUCAAGGUCACCCUCUCAGCACUGCUCUUGGCACCGCUCCCGUUCAAUCGUGGCAUCCUGCUAUUCCCCAGCACCUGGGACCGAGUGUGAAGUUAUGGCACCGGAGGCGAAUCCACUAGCAGUGCCCAUGGCAACCGCACGCCAGUUCACAACGCCAUCGGUCACCCGGCACCAGAGUACGACACCGACAUCCUCACCGGCACCGAGUGAGAGGCACCAGUCCCAGUCCUGAGACUCCUGGUACCAUUCGCGGUCCUGGUCAGCCAGGCACUGCUCCCCAGCUGCUCAGCAUUCGGUACCAUCCUGGUCCUCUAAGUCGGCUCCAAGGCCGACUCCAGUCUGACUAGCUGUAGCAGACAUCGAACUGUAGCCAGCAGAGAAUCCCAAUCAGCACAGCAGCCACAGUGACUUCCUCUGGGUCAGUGGCCUUUCUGGACCCCAUGGGCCUACCACCAGCAGCAGGGCAUCACCUCCAGAGUCUCUAGGUCUGGGCAAUCUAUGCAACGCCAUUCCAAGUUGCCCCACAGGCACGCAUCAAGGACAAGGGCGACCACUCUCUCCAUACCGCCCCUGGACCCCAAGAGCAACCAGCGUUUCCAUGCCCAAUGCCCGAGGCAGUGCCAAGUACUGCGACACCUCAAGACGUGUCAGUCCCACCGGGCCCUGAAAUGUCCCAGGCAUAUGGGGACACACAGGAGGGUCUAGAUGAAGGCAACUGGCAGCACCUCACUUCCUCCUCUUCUCCAGACGAGGCGGUGACGGGCACAUCGGUCUCAGGACUGCCACCGAUCGACAGGGCUCACCAGGAGCUACUCCGCAGGAUCGCCCUCAAUAUGGGCCUCCAGGCGGAAGAAACGGUCAAGCAGGAAGAUCCAGUGAUGGACAUCCUGAUGCCCGAGGUUCCCUCCAGAGUCGCGCUCCCUCUCAUAAAGACCAUACAAACAAAUUACAGCACUAUACGGCAGAUCCAGGCCUCCAUCACACCGACAGCCGGGGGGGUAGAGAGGAAAUACUUUGCUGCUUCCAGGGGCUAUGAGUUCCUGUUCUGCCAUCUAACUCCCUGUUCCCUAGUCGUUUCAGCAGUCAGUGAGAAGGAACGACAGGACCGACAAGCCUUAGCCCCAAAGGCCAAGGAGGCCAAUUAUUUGAACCUCUUAGGUAGGAAGGUCUGCUCCUCUGGGGACCUCUAGCUAUGCAUAGCCAACCAGCAGGCGAUCCUUAAUAGACAUAAACUUGAACACGGCCAUCCAACAGUUGAAGUUAAGAAUCGCCUGCCCCAGGACUCUCACUCUGAGUUUAUGGCAUUAAUCAAGGAAGGAAAGGCAGUGGCUAAGACUUCGCUACAGACCUCCCUCAAUUCAGCUGACUCUGCGGCCAGAACCAUUGCCUCGGGUAGUCAUGCGACACUCAGUGUGGCUCCAGAUAUCGGGUCUCCCUCCAAAAGUCCAGAAUACCUUCAAAGACCUUCCCUUUGAGGGCUCGGGGCUUUUCUUGGAGCAAACAAACUCCAGGCUGCACAGCCUUAAGGAUUCUAGGACCACCCUGAAAUCAGUAGGGACACAUAGGCCGGCAACCCAGAGAAAGCCCUUCAGGCCUCAGCCUCCACAGCAGAGGCAGUAUCAACCCUGCCCCAGGUAGGAGCUGUAUCGCAGGCAGGGCAGAAAUAGCAGGCAUAGACAGCAGAAUAAUGUGCUUAACCAAGGCCAGAAUAAACCCCAGCCCGGAAACAAGCCAGCGGUUGAAGGCAUUCCCGGGACAGUGUACCAAUCCAGUUCCUGGAUCCAUCCCCACGGUUUUCAAACCAGUUAUCCCACUUCUAUCGUGCUUGGUCCCCUAUAAUGUCGGACCGCUGGGUGCUGCACACUGUAGAGUUACUCCCUCCAAUUCUCCUCCUUCCCUCCCUCCCACCCACCUUCCCCAUCCCUCUUCAAGGACCCCUCUCACAAGCAGCUCCUUAUGCAGGAGGUUCGUUCAGUCGUCAAGAUAGGUGCGGUGGAGGAGAUUCCACAAGAAUUAAGGGGAAAAGGGUUUUACUCCUAUUACUUUCUAAUCCCUAAGGCAAAGGGGGGUCUUUGACCCAUUUUAGACCUUUGCGGACUCAACACAUUUAUGGUCAAACUCCAGUUCCACAUGAUCCCCUAAAGCACAUUCCAUCAUUGGAUCCAGGGGAUUGUGACGCUGCCCUCGACAUGACAGAUGCAUACCUCCAUAUUGCCAUUCAUCCAGUGCACUGACUCUUCCUCCGGUUUAUCGUAAACCAAUAUCACUACCAGUUCACAAGUCUCCCGUUCAGCCUGUCAACAGCCCCCCGAGUGUUCACGAAAUGCAUGUUCCAAGGACGAGGUCCAGUACCACAUGACAAUGGUCAUGGACAUGUUUCAUAGACUGGGGCUCCUCAUUUUACCCAAAUCGUCACUCAUACCUACCCAAAGGAUAAAAUUUAUGGGGCAGUCCUGGACUCGAUAUGGGCGAAUGUGAGACUUCCAGAGCCCAGGUUCCAAGCGAUAGAGCAGACUUUCAAAUCAGUGCUUCAGUAUCCCACCAUGACAGUCAGGUGUUGCCUGCAGCUAACAGGGCAUAUGGCAGCAUGCACCUAUGUGGUCAAGCAUGCCCAAUUGAGACUCAGGCCCAUGCAAGCGUGCCUCGCACUUACUGUCUGUACUGAGACCCCCUGGACCUUGUGGUGACAAUCCCGGGACAGGUUCUAGAAUCCUUGUAUUGAUGGCUGGUCUGUGCAGGGGUUCCCUUCACCAAGCCCCAACCUUCCCUGAUGUUAGUAACAGAUGUGUCAGAUCUGGGCUAGGGUGCACACUAAGGGGAUCUGAGGACCCAAGGCUUGUGGUCCAGGGAUGAGAUACCUCAUAUCAACCUGAAGGAGCUCAGGGCAGUUUGUCUGACUUCCAAACCUUUCACACCACUUUGCAAAGUCACAGCAUGACCGUCUUGACAUAACACCACCACCAUGUUCUAUAAACAAGCAAGGUGGAACCUGCUCCUCAUCUCUCCACUAUGAGGCUUUUCUUCUCUGGGACUUCUGUAUAGCCCAAUCCAUUCAGCUCGAAGCAUCCUCCCUUCCAGGGGUACGGAACAAGCUGGCAGAUCGCCUCAGCAGGUCAUACCACAUGCACGAGUGGUCAAUCAGAUCAGACAUCAUAAAAUCAGCCUUUCAAAAGUGGGGUUAUCCCCAAGUAGACCUCUUUGCCACCAAGAGCACCAGACAGUGCCCUCAGCUCUGCUCAUUCUAAAACCACAGUCCAGGCUCAGUUGCUGAUGCGUCCUUAAUACUAUGGGAUGAGGGUCUGAAGCAGGGGUCGGCAACCGUUCAGAAGUGGUGUGCCAAGUCUUCAUUUAUUCACUCUAAUGUAAGG